GGCCUGUAUAUAUAAAGAGGACACACGAAGCGUGAAAAGGAGGUAGAAAAAUGGCUUCCGCAGUGAGUGUGAUCUCAAAAUGCAGUGUAGUUCCUCACCAAAAAUCCACUCUCGGAGACCUAAAACUCUCCAUGUCAGACCUUAACAUGCUAUGCUCUCACUACAUCCAGAAGGGAUGCCUCUUCACAGCCCCUCAACUUCCCACCCACACUCUCAUCCCUCAUCUCAUCCACGCCCUCUCCAAAACGCUCUCCCUCUUCCCCCCCUUCGCCGGCCGCCUCGUCACACACGCAGACGCCCACGUCUACGUCGCAUGCAACGACGCCGGCGUCGACUUCAUCCACGCCUCCGCCGCAGACGUCUCCGUCUCCGACCUCCUCUCCCCUCCCGACGUCAACCCUAUCUUCCAGAAACUCUUCCCCUUCCACCACACAAUCAGCUACGCCGCUCACUCCUCUCCCAUCAUGGCCGUCCAGCUCACCCAGCUCGCUGACGGCCUCUUCAUCGGCUGCGCCGUCUGCCACGCCGUCACCGACGGCGCCUCCUUCUGGAACUUCUACAACACCUUCGCCAAAAUCUCCCGAGGUGCCGCCACGUCUCCCUCCUCCCUCCCGGACUUCCGCCGCGACUCCAUUCUCUCUUCCAAAGUCCUGCUUCAGUUGCCCAAAGACAUGAAGGUGAGCUUCAACGCGGAGGAGCCGAUUCGCGAGAGAAUCUUCAGCUUCAAGCGAGAAUCUAUUCAGCAGCUGAAAGCGAGGGUGAACAGUGGCCGGAGUUUACCGGAGAACGUUGAGGCUGUUGAGGUGCUGGCCAAGUGGAGCAGCGACAAGCAGGUGAAAAGCGUUGCGCCAGAUGAAACGGUGGAGAUUUCGUCGUUUCAGUCGCUCUGCGCGCUGGUGUGGCGGUGCGUGACGCGUGCGAGGAAUCUGGAGGGGACGAAAACGACGACGUUUAGAAUGGCGGUUAACGUUCGGCAGCGGAUGGAGCCCAAGUUGGGGGAGAAUUACUUUGGGAACGCGAUUCAGAGCAUUGCCACGUAUGCAUCCGCGGGUGACGUGGCGUCGAGGGACCUUCGGUGGAGCGCGGAGCUGCUGAACAAAAGCGUGAGGGCGUACGACAGCGCUAUGGUGCGGCGCGCCGUGGAGGAUUGGGAGCGCCAGCCCAAGGUCUUUGCGUUGGGAAACAAAGACGGCGCCACCGUCCAGAUGGGUAGCUCGCCGAGAUUCCCGAUGUACGACAACGACUUCGGCUGGGGGCGCCCGUUGGCCGUGCGGAGCGGCGGAGCCAACAAGUUCGACGGCAAGAUGUCGGCCUUUCCCGGGCGGAGUGGCGGCGGCGCCGUCGAUUUGGAGAUGAUUUUGGCGCCCGACACGAUGGCGCGACUCGAAACUGAUCCUGAGUUCAUGUUUUACGUGUGUGGUCCAUAGGGACACGUGUUUGAAUUUGAAACGCUUAACUUGCAUUGUGAUUUCUUUCUUACCGUUGGAUUGUGUUUAAAAAUUAUGUAACGCUUAACUGCUGUGCCUGCACCAGUGUGACGUUUCAUUGUUUCGAAUUCCUGAAAUCAAGUUCGCUUUUAAUUUUCA
Cajanus cajan (pigeon pea) is the source of this 1586-nucleotide messenger RNA. RefSeq names its product putative acetyltransferase At3g50280. NCBI's taxonomy places the organism in Eukaryota, Viridiplantae, Streptophyta, Magnoliopsida, Fabales, Fabaceae. The record is from RefSeq and is a predicted model, not a curated record.